Molecule: messenger RNA, 1278 nt
Organism: Alternaria atra
Lineage: Eukaryota; Fungi; Ascomycota; Dothideomycetes; Pleosporales; Pleosporaceae
Exons: 2
Coding region: 1-1278 (425 amino acids)
Source: RefSeq, a predicted model, not a curated record
AUGCCUUCUAAGCGCGAACAAAUCAGUCAGGAGCCAACAACUCGUCUUCCCUCUCAAUCUUCGUUUGAGAAGAUCAAGAAAGAUCCGCAGUCAUCGCUCACAGUCACUUCACUCUCCGCAUACAGGCGUAAACGUUCUGCCGACGAGCACACCGACGAUCCAGCUCUGGCACUGUCACCUAAGAAGCUCAAGCCAACAUCAAAUAGCGCAUCAGCAGGCACAAAAACGCUCGUCGCAACCAAUUCCAAAGCAAAUGGAUCAAAGUCGACUCUCGUCCCACGCGGUACCCGCAAGAAGGCCAGCAUCAGCCACAAGGAUGAAUCCCUCCUGCGCAUGGUCUGCGACUGCUCCACCACAAACAGAGUCACCGAGCUGCACUUCCGCAAAAUUCCCCAUUCAAUGAUCGACUGGAACUCCGCCCAUCAUAUCAGUAGAAUCAACGCCUGGCGCAACCAAAUCUACGGCCGCGCCGGUCUCAAGGCCCGCUCCGUCAGCCUGUGGUACGAACAAGAGGAUCUUUGGUUCGAGCUGUACUUCCAGCUAUCGAUUGUAGAAUCACGCAAGCGCGGUAUCCUGCUUCCGGCGAGCAGACAAGUCCGCGAUGCGUUCAACGCGACGUUCGUGGGUAGCGUGAUUCAAGAUAGGGCUGGCAACGAUCUUCCGCCUCGUGUUGAGCGCGAGUCCAACGCUUUUGCUUCAAAGUUCAAACGCAUGUAUCCUGUUCUCAGGGCUCGACUUAAUAGCUGUAUCUUUGGCAAGUCAGGCGAUACGUAUAUACCCAGGAUUACGUUCAAGAUGAUGGAGAGGUACAAGGCGAUGAAGGCAGACAUUGCAGCCAAGGGUAUUGAGUGCGAAUCGGAGUAUGCGGAUCAUCUUGAGGAUUGGCAGCACUUCUUGUUGCAUCUACCAGAUGCCGACCAUGUCGAGAUUCAGGAUGUGACUAAAGAGGAGGAAGACAACAAGGAGAUGGAAGCGAAAGAGGUUGACGCCGUUGCUGCUUUGAUCAGCCUUGCGCACUCGCCGAUCAACUCCCAAGCCGCCCUUUCACCUACUCUUGGAGCACCUCACAACACUGAUGCUACUAACGAGCAAACGACCCCCGAGCUGAUCCGCUCAACUCGUCCCUCAUUCUCCCAGGCUUCAGAAAGUCCCUUCACUCCGCCUCAGCACGUCCUUCCCUUGGAAAUUCCCGUUCGUAACCCUGAUGGCAUCUUUGGCUGCGACCAUACUGUCACUAGUCCGCUUGUCAAGGCUCACGACGUCGGAGAGCACAACUAG